Phoenix dactylifera (date palm) is the source of this 2143-nucleotide messenger RNA. It is a transcript of the gene CYP704A2, whose product is annotated as cytochrome P450, family 704, subfamily A, polypeptide 2. NCBI's taxonomy places the organism in Eukaryota, Viridiplantae, Streptophyta, Magnoliopsida, Arecales, Arecaceae. Gene Ontology annotation, molecular function: heme binding; monooxygenase activity; oxidoreductase activity, acting on paired donors, with incorporation or reduction of molecular oxygen. The record is from RefSeq and is a predicted model, not a curated record.
GUUCUUUUGAGAAAUAACAUUGUUUCAUUGUUAUUGUCAAGGCUGCUUGAGACAAAUUGAGCUGGGAAUACGCAAGAGCAUGUACAGAGAAGAGAAGGACCAUAUUGGAUUGGCUCUUUCCCUUCCCUGUUCCCACUUCAACGUCCAACUGAUGGCGAAGUAGACAGCAACAGCUACGGAAUUUACAAAUGAUCCAGGAAAAUAGGCCUCGUAGUUGAUGUCAUGCAGUUAAGAAGGUCAGGCAUGAAGGCGGCAUAGAUCUUCUUGUUGUUUCUGAGCAUUCUAAUAGAUAUAUAGAUCAGCAAAUGACUUUCUGCCGAAUCCUUCACCAUAGCCCCGCCCAUGGCUUCUCAACUCUUAGACUUUGCUGCAACACUUGGCAUCAUCACCUUCUGUUUUCUCUCUGUAACCUUUGCAGCGAUAAUUCUCUAUGUUGUGGCUUCAAUCAUUUCCUUUUCCAUCUUCUAUAUCAAGGAGUCAAUCCAGAAGGCUGACAGACCCCCCAUCGCGGGCACCGUCUUCCAUCAGCUCAUCUACUUCAACACGCUUUUCGAUUUCCAAACCAAUAUUGCCCGCAGGCACCAAACCUUUCGGCUGAUCAUGCCUUCCAACAGCGAGAUCUGUACUGCUGAUCCUGCUAACGUCGAGCACAUUCUCAAGUCCAACUUCUCCAAAUACAGCAAGGGUCAGUACAAUUAUGGCAUAACGAAGGAUCUCUUUGGCGAUGGAAUCUUUGCAGUGGAUGGGGAGAAGUGGCGCCACCAAAGAAAGCUUGCAAGCUAUGAGUUCUCAAACAAAGUUCUUCGAGACUUUAGUAGUGUUGUGUUCCAACAAAAUGCGGCGAAGCUAGUGGGAAAGAUCUCGGAUGGUGUGAACACUGCAACCGUGAUAGAUGUACAGGAUCUUCUGAUGAAAUCGACUCUGGAUUCGAUCUUCAAAGUGGGUUUUGGUGUCGAGCUAGACACUCUCUCAGGCUCCAAUGAGUUUGGGGUUCGCUUCAGCAAGGCUUUUGAUGACUCCAACUCCAUUGUGUUCUGGCGAUAUGUUGAUAUAUUCUGGGACAUCAAGAGGCUUCUGAACAUUGGAUUGGAGGCUCAGCUCAAGAGGAACCUCAAAGUGAUUGAUGACUUUGUGUACCAGCUGAUUCACCGGAAGAGGGAGCAGAUGAAAAGCAGGCGAGAAGAUAAAAGCAAAGAAGAUAUAUUAUCAAGAUUUAUAUUGGCAAGUGAGAAGGAUCCAGAGAACAUGACUGAUCGAUACCUGAGGGACAUAAUCCUCAAUUUCCUAGUGGCAGGGAAAGACACCUCAGCAAACACCCUCUCAUGGUUCUUCUUUAUGCUGUGCAAGCAUCCUCUGGUACAGGAGAAGAUUGCCAUUGAAAUCAGAGAGGUUACAAGAUUUGAAGGUGGUAGAACUGACAUCAUGGAAUUCUCAGCCAGCCUGAGCGAAGAAGUCAUUGACAGGAUGCAUUAUCUCCAUGCUGCACUCACUGAGACUUUGCGGCUUUAUCCUGCUGUCCCAAUGGAUGGGAAGACUUCAGAUGAGGAUGAUGUCCUCCCAGAUGGUUUCAAAGUGAAGAAAGGAGAUGGUGUAAACUAUCUCAUGUAUGCUAUGGGAAGGAUGACUUAUCUCUGGGGUGAAGAUGCUGAGGAAUUUCGGCCUGAGCGCUGGCUUGAGAAUGGAGUUUUCAGGCCUGAGAGUCCAUUUAAAUUCGUCGCCUUCAAUGCGGGUCCUCGAAUCUGCUUAGGGAAGGAAUUUGCAUACAGGCAGAUGAAGAUCUUGGCUGCUGCUCUCCUUCAUUUCUUCAAAUUCAAACUCGAUGAUGAGUCGAAGACUGCUGCAUACAGAACCAUGUUCACCCUUCAUAUGGACAAAGGCCUUCCUCUUCUUGUGUACCAUAGACUGAUUUGAGAUCCAAUCACCCAGUACUCUUUAAUCUUACGCGAAAUCUCUUGCACUCUUCUUUACUUAAGACUCUUAUGUGCUAAAUGGCUUGUAAAUGGUCUCUGUAUUCUAUAUUAUAAGUUUUAGGGCAACAUAUGGAACUACAAGUUGAUGGGUUAACAUUCCUCAGUUCAAGAUUUUGAUGCCAUUUUUUGAUAAGUGUUCUUGUAUGAACUUUUGGCUAGUAUAUUCGAGUUUA